This is a messenger RNA of Vespa crabro (European hornet), 594 nucleotides long. RefSeq names its product single-stranded DNA-binding protein, mitochondrial (gene mtSSB). Gene Ontology annotation, biological process: mitochondrial DNA replication; positive regulation of helicase activity. Gene Ontology annotation, cellular component: mitochondrial nucleoid. The record is from RefSeq and is a predicted model, not a curated record. The transcript has 4 exons. NCBI's taxonomy places the organism in Eukaryota, Metazoa, Arthropoda, Insecta, Hymenoptera, Vespidae. Gene Ontology annotation, molecular function: single-stranded DNA binding. Bases 147 to 566 code for a protein of 139 amino acids.
UUCGAAAUAUAUACACACACACAUAUAUAUAUAUAUAUAUAUAUAAAUAACUUUCAUAGUAUAACUCCUUAAACUUUAGAUCGGCUAAUAGUUAAAAAUCUUAUUUUACAUUUUGAUAAAUAAAAUUAGUGUUAACAAUUGUCAUAAUGUUUCAUAAAGUUAUAUCACGUGUGUGUAUUCGAACAAAUCAAUUAAACAAUACACGUUUUUUUUCACCAACAAUCGAAACGAAUAUUCUAGAAAAAACUAUUAACCAAAUAACAUUACUUGGAAGGGUGGGUGGAGUUCCACAAGAACGUGGAACUGAGAAACAUCCCGUAGUGAUUUUUUCUGUGGCAACUCAUUUCAAUUAUAAAUAUGAAAAUAAUGAAUUCAUUCAAAAGACUGAUUGGCACAGGAUAUGUGUUUUUAAACCUAAUCUUAGACAAAAUGUAACUAAUUACUUGAAGAAAGGACAACGCGUUUUGGUAAAUGGAAGAUUAACUUAUGGUGAAUUCAAGGAUGAUGAAGGAAAUAUAAAAUCAUCAACGGCUAUUAUAGCAGAUGAUGUCAUAUUUUUCCAUUAGUAAUAAUAAAAAAAAAGAUCUUUUGUAA